Messenger RNA from Chenopodium quinoa (quinoa), 2043 nucleotides. RefSeq names its product mitochondrial-processing peptidase subunit alpha-like. Gene Ontology annotation, cellular component: mitochondrion. The coding region runs from base 134 to 1654 and encodes 506 amino acids. Lineage: Eukaryota; Viridiplantae; Streptophyta; Magnoliopsida; Caryophyllales; Amaranthaceae. Gene Ontology annotation, molecular function: metal ion binding; metalloendopeptidase activity. Gene Ontology annotation, biological process: proteolysis. The record is from RefSeq and is a predicted model, not a curated record. The transcript has 13 exons.
UCUCUCCUCCCCUGAAACAAGUAACAGCAGUCUCAACUCUCAACUCUUCCACAUUCCCAUUGAAAUUGAAGAGAGAGAAACAGGAGAGAGAAAUCCUCCAUUGAAGAACCUUUAAUCACCUCAUUAUUUCAUCAUGUACAGAGCUGCAGCUUCUCGUCUUAAUGCCCUAAAUAAGGGUCGCGAAGGCAGCAGGUAUUUGACAAGAUAUGCCAGUUCCAGUGCUGUAACUGCCCAAACAAAUGCUUCUGGGGGAUUGUUAAACUGGAUUUUGGGAAGCAGCAAAUCCCUUCCUCCACUAGACUUCCCAUUGGAGGGAGUAACAGUGCCUCCACCACUGCCUGAUUACGUGGAACCAGCCAAAACCAAGAUAACUACUCUUCCUAAUGGACUCAAAAUUGCCUCUGAGGCUUCUUCUAACCCUACUGCCUCAAUUGGUUUGUACGUUGACUCUGGUUCAAUUUACGAGACACCAUUUUCAUUUGGCACAACACACCUUUUAGAGCGCAUGGCAUUCAAAACCACCACAAAUCGUAGCCACCUGCGUAUUGUGCGUGAAGUAGAGGCCAUAGGAGGCAAUGUGAACUCCUCCGCUUCUCGAGAGCAGAUGGGUUACACAUUUGAUGCUUUGAAGACUUAUGUUCCUGAAAUGGUCGAACUUCUUGUAGAUUGUGUUAGGAACCCUGCUUUCUUGGAUUGGGAGGUCAAUGAGACGCUUAAGAAGUUGAAGGUUGAGGUAAAUGAAGCUUCCAACAACCCCCAGGCAUUGCUUGUUGAGGCAAUCCAUUCUGCUGGUUAUUCUGGUGCACUUGCACAUUCUCUUAUGGCCCAAGAAUCAACAAUGGCCAGAUUAGAUAGCUCUGUUCUGGAGAGAUUUGUUGCUGAAAAUUACACAGCUCCUCGUAUGGUACUUGCUGCUUCUGGGGUUGAGCAUGAAGAUCUGUUGUCAAUUGCAGAGCCUCUUUUGUCAGACCUACCUCGUGUACCACGCCCCGAAGAGCCAAAAUCUGUUUACAUCGGAGGGGAUUACCGUUGCCAAGCAGGAUCGGGGAUAACACAUUUUGCACUGGGAUUUGAACUUCCUGGUGGCUGGCAGCAAGAUAAAGAUGCUAUGAUUCUGACUGUUCUUCAGAUGCUUAUGGGAGGUGGUGGAUCCUUUUCAGCUGGUGGUCCUGGAAAAGGAAUGUAUUCACGAUUAUAUCUGAAUGUCCUAAAUGAGUAUCCACAAAUUCAGUCUUUCUCUGCCUUUAACAGCAUCUACAAUAAUACUGGCAUAUUUGGAAUUCAAUGUACCACUAGCUCUGACUUUGUAACGAAUGCAAUCGAGAUUGCUGCUAGAGAACUCCUUGCGGUUACAAUAUUUGGACAAGUCUCACAGGUACAGCUCAGUCGUGCUAAAGCAGCAACUAAGUCUGCUAUUCUAAUGAAUUUGGAAUCUAGAAUGGUUGCAUCUGAAGACAUUGGUAGACAGAUUUUGACCUAUGGAGAGAGGAAACCAGUAGAGCACUUUUUGAAAGCUAUUGAUGAAAUCACUGAAAAUGACAUUACCUCAAUCGCGCAAAAGGUCUUAUCGUCUCCCCUUACAAUGGCUUCACAUGGAGAUGUUCUUUAUGUUCCAAGCUAUGAAGCAGUAAGCGGUCUUUUCCAUGCAAAGUAAAAGUCCAACUAAGGACCUUGGCCAUCCUUCCCUUCUCUUCCAUUUCCUGGAUUUACUUAUAGAAGCUUUUACAGGCAAGUGGUAUUUUUUGAAAAUAAAAGGAAAUUGGAGACGAUAAAUUUUCGUGUCCUGCAUAUGCAGUUUUGAGAAGCAAAAUUUCCUUGUAUUUAUCCUGUGCUGGCGGUGUAAUGCAGCCCGAAAUGAGACUUUCAACAAUUGAUGGUUUAUGUUGUAUAAUUUAGAUGACCUUAAUAUACAAAAGCUUUACAUUUUUGAUUCAGUUGUUUGUGCUAGCUUAUAGCAAAUAUUUGUACCGUGUACAAUCGCUAAUUAGCUAUGAUUCAAUAACCUACUAAAUUAAUGCUAAUAAUGUGGGUUUCUUAAUUUAA